Mobula hypostoma (lesser devil ray) is the source of this 3221-nucleotide messenger RNA. RefSeq names its product erythrocyte membrane protein band 4.1 like 4A (gene epb41l4a). NCBI's taxonomy places the organism in Eukaryota, Metazoa, Chordata, Chondrichthyes, Myliobatiformes, Myliobatidae. The transcript has 24 exons. Gene Ontology annotation, cellular component: cytoskeleton. Bases 604 to 2676 code for a protein of 690 amino acids. The record is from RefSeq and is a predicted model, not a curated record.
GGUGAAGGGUGGCGGCGUCUCCCCGGUUACUGGAGCCGCGCUGGGGUCAAGCGGAGACAUAGUGUAGGCGCAGGAGAGCAGGGACUGAUAGUCCACCGCCUGGGAAAGGAACUGAGGCUCUCGAAGCAUGUGAAAAGUGGGAGGAAGCGCCGGGGAGACGUUGUUCGGCCGCCGACUGAGCUUCGGGACCGGCGCGGGAUGUAGGUCGCCUCGGCGUCAACACUCCCGGCUCGUGUUUGAAGCCGCCUUCCCAUUGAGAGAAGUGGAAGAUCACCCAUCCCAUCGUUCCGCUGCCAAGAACCAGCUCGCCGAACUUACCUGUUGUCGGGCAUACUUCUGUAGCGUUCAUUUUAAAGGAUACAACAGAUUGCAUUGUAUUUGUUGCGGUUUUCCAUCAAGGGAGAAAAGAUAUCCUGCACCUGGUGUUUCAUGUUACCAAUUGGUACGUUUUCUCUUGUUCAGAUAUGAAGAAGCGGCACAGUGCAAUGAUAUCCUCAUCAAUGAUUUCUUAACUGGACUUUCAACUCGAUGUUUUAAAAUCACGGACGUUCAGUGGACUUUAUAUCAAGUUUUAUCCCCGUUUAUCCUAGUUUCAAUGCAGCAAUGGGUUGCUUUUGCACGACACAAGAAGAAUUCUAUUGCGAAGUAUUACUUUUGGAUGAGACCAAGCUUACCCUAACCGCUCAACAACAAGGAAUAAAAAAAUCUACCAAGGGGUCUGUUGUCCUGGAUUAUGUCUUCCGACAUGCAAACCUGAUGGAGACAGAAUACUUUGGUUUGCGCUAUUGUGACAGGAGUCAUCAAACUUACUGGUUGGAUCCCAUGAAAACUCUUGCUGAACACAAGGACCUCAUAAACACUGGCCCACCUUAUACAUUAUAUUUUGGUGUAAAGUUCUAUGCAGAAGAUCCUUGUAAACUUAAAGAAGAAAUAACAAGAUACCAGUUUUUUCUACAGGUCAAACAGGAUGUCCUUCAAGGUAGAUUGCCUUGCUCUUUAAACAUUGCUGCACAAUUGGGUGCAUAUGCUCUCCAGUCUGAACUAGGAGACUAUGAUCCUUUUAAGCAUACAGCCAACUACGUAUCUGAAUAUCGCUUUGUUCCUGAUCAGAAGGAGGAUCUUGAAGAAGCAAUAGAGCAAUUUCAUAAAGCUUUAAUGGGUCAAGUUCCUGCUGAGGCAGAACUCAAUUACUUACAAGUUGCCAAACUUUUAGAGAUGUAUGGAGUUGAUCUCCAUCCUGUUUUUGGAGAAAACCAAACUGAAUAUUUUUUAGGUUUAACACCAGUUGGAGUUGUUGUCUACAAGAAUAAAAUACAAGUUGGGAAAUAUUUCUGGCCAAGAAUUACCAAGGUGAACUUCAGAGAAACCCAGUUUGAGCUAAGAGUGCUGGGAAAAGAUUGCUCUGAAACAUCAUACUUCUUUGAGGUACCCAACAAAGCAGCCUGUAAGCAUCUAUGGAAGUGCUGUGUUGAAUAUCAUACAUUUUUCAGAUUGCCUGAAACUGAUGAGUAUUCAAAUUCUUUGUCCCGAAAACUUAGCAAGCUGGGAUCUCUAGGGUACAGACACCGAUACAGUGGUAGGACUGCAUUUCAACUAAACAGAGAUCAAUCCAUUGAACUACCACGACUCAAUCAGAAUGUGCAGAGAACUCGCAGUAAGACCUACCCUAAGAGGAUACUCCACUCUCCACAAUCUGGAUCAAAUGGUGUCAGUCGCAGUGUUACAAAAACAGUCAGUACGAAAUAUGAUGGCCCCACCAAAAUUAUCGCGCCUUCACCAGUGAAAAGCUCCAGGGCAACCAAAUUAGAUGGUAGUCCAGCCAUACAGAACAGAACUAGUGCGCCAUGGGAGGAAAAUGGUCCCCAGAGUGGAUUAUUUAUUUCUCCAAGUGAACGUAACAAAUCACCAAAGUUCCCUCAUCCUAAACGACGGACUGCUUCUGGUGGAAGUGACAAUGAGUUGGUUCAGCCUGGCAGACGAUGGAAGAGUCAAAACAAUGGCGAAGAUAUAGAUCCAAAGCAACAUAGGAGAAGAUCCCGAUCCCGUGGAAACACCAGUGGCAGUGGUAGUGAGUCGGAAAACUCAAGUAGAGAACGUAAAAGAAGGAACAGGUCACGUCAAGAGAAUGAGAUGGUGGACUCAGCUCCUCAAUGGGAACAAGUGCUGAGACGGCAAAAAGAAAGAUCAUUAACUGACCCCAACAACAGACGUUCAAAGCACAGAUCACGAUCGAGGAGCCCAGACGUACAGGCAAAGGAAGAAUUAUGGAAACACAUUCAGCGGGAAUUGGUGGAUCCAAUUGGUUUAACAGAGGAAGAGCUGAAAGAGAUACCAUACACCAAAGUAGAGACUCAAGGUAACCCGAUACGAAUCAGGCAUUCACACUCACCUCGAAGUUUUCGACAGUAUCGUCGCUCUCAGUGUUCCGAUGGUGAACGAUCUGUUCUGUCAGAAGUAAAUUCUAGAACAGACCUUGUGCCCCCACUGCCUGUGACCCGUGCCUCAGAUGCUCACGGUCCUCGUGGAUCAUCUGCACCAUUGAAUCAAAAGCGAAAUAAACUUGAAGGAAGUACAACAGAAAGAAAGCUGCAGACUGCAAGUGAUAACUGGGAUUCAAAAUACAAUGUUAAAACUUCUCGAACUAUACAGACACCGAGGAUAAAGAAUGACAGCUGAUUAUCAUUAACUUGUCAUCUGAAGAAAUUGUUGCCCAGGCCUUGAUGUACGGACAACUCUAUUUGCCACAAUAAUAUUGCCUUGAGUGAAAACUUGUUUUGACAUUGUUUUAUUACAAUACAUCCUAUUUCUUCUGGAUUUUAUACUGAUCUCAAAUAUAUUGAUGACAGACUUUGGGACCAAGUACCUCCUUUUUUAAAUAUAUUUUCUAAAUGCAGCAAUAGAAGACUUUUCUACACUUCUGUUUGUACUGAAAUUUUCAUUCCUGAUCAUCAAUACACUUGAACAAAGGUAAAGCAUACAAAUUUAUUUAACACUGGAAUGUUUAUCUAUUGCAUUCAAUACUUUCUAUACAGUGCUCUCAUGAUAUUACCCUUAAUUGAAUGCAUCAGGUAAAAUAUUGUUAUUUCGUCUUAGAAAUGAAUGGUUUGUGCAGUUUUUAUAUGUCUCCGUACAUCUUAUAGUACUAUUUGUUUAGUAUUUCCAGUUUGCAGGAAUAUUUGUUUAGAUGCUAGUGUAUUGUCAAUAAAUAAAUGUUACCAUUU